AUGAGUUUCGUUACACGCAGAGCUCUUUCCACCCUUAUCCCUCCCAAGGGACUUGGUGCUGCCAAAGAUGCUGCCCGUAUGCAACGUGUAGUUAGCUUCUACGAGAAGCUUCCCCGAGGACCAGCACCAGAGGUCAAGGCCAAGGGAUUGUUGGGCAGAUACCAAGCCAAGUACUUUGGAAAGAACCCAUCAGCUACACCUAUCAUUCACGCCUUGGCCGUUUUGCUUGCUAUUGGUUAUGCUCAGAACUACUACUUCCACUUGCGUCACCACAAGAACAAUGCUCACUAG
Sclerotinia sclerotiorum 1980 UF-70 is the source of this 291-nucleotide messenger RNA. RefSeq lists its product as hypothetical. Gene Ontology annotation, biological process: proton motive force-driven ATP synthesis. The transcript is spliced from 3 exons. Lineage: Eukaryota; Fungi; Ascomycota; Leotiomycetes; Helotiales; Sclerotiniaceae. Bases 1 to 291 code for a protein of 96 amino acids. The record is from RefSeq and is a predicted model, not a curated record.